AUGCGAAGCAAAGACCCCAACACCCAGGUAGGGGCAGUAAUAGUUAACCAAAACAAGGAAAUCAUUGCGACUGGUUAUAAUGGUUUGCCGUGGGGUUGUAAUGAUGAUAAUUACCCGUGGGAAAAUGACCACAAAAACUGGCUAGAAACUAAAUAUCCGUAUGUCGUUCAUGCUGAGGCUAACGCUAUAAUUCACGCUCACCAAAAUUGUCAGGGUUUUUCGCUGUAUACCACUCUUUUCCCUUGCUGCGAAUGUGCUAAAUUGAUUAUUCAGGCAGGAAUAAAACAUAUUUUCUAUUCGAACGAUAAACAUAACCAAAAAGAAGAAGUAAUGGCAGCAAAAAGAAUGUUAAAAGAUGCGGGGAUUGAAUAUGGUCUGGUUGCGGCCCCGAAGAUAGUUUUCGAGAGAUAA
Molecule: messenger RNA, 411 nt
Organism: Racocetra persica
Lineage: Eukaryota; Fungi; Glomeromycota; Glomeromycetes; Diversisporales; Gigasporaceae
Source: the annotation of a GenBank genome assembly